Molecule: messenger RNA, 1851 nt
Organism: Caretta caretta (loggerhead turtle)
Lineage: Eukaryota; Metazoa; Chordata; Testudines; Cheloniidae
Gene: TYMP
Product: thymidine phosphorylase
Biological process (GO): pyrimidine nucleobase metabolic process; pyrimidine nucleoside metabolic process
Cellular component (GO): cytosol
Molecular function (GO): 1,4-alpha-oligoglucan phosphorylase activity; pyrimidine-nucleoside phosphorylase activity
Source: RefSeq, a predicted model, not a curated record
CCCCUUCAGCCAGGACUGGUCCCGGGAGAGGGGCGCGGUCGGGGCAGAGCCAGCGGCUUCCCCGGGGGCUGGGCCAGGAGCUGCCCGGGGCAGGGACGCCUGGAGACCGGCCCCGGGCCAGUGUUCGCCCCAUGUCCCAGCGAGGGGGCUCCCGGCCGGGACCCGAGUCCCCGCCUGGGGUCUCUCCGCUGAGCGCCCCGCGGGACCGGGCAGCGCCCUCCGCAGCCCCCGCCUGCCGCCCAUGCCCCGGCCCUGUCCCCGCAGCGCCCGGCCCCAUGGACCGGCCCGGCCCGGGCUCGGGCAGCAGCUUCCCGGCGCUGAUCCGCAAGAAGCGGGACGGGGAGACGCUGCGGGAUGAGGAGAUUCGCCACUUCGUCCGGGCCGUGACCCGCGGGGGGCUCCAAGAGGGGCAGAUGGGGGCCAUGCUGAUGGCCAUCCGGCUGCGGGGCAUGGAUCCGGACGAGACGCUGACUCUGACCCGGGAGAUGGUGGUGUCGGGAAGGGUCCUGGAGUGGCCUGACAGCUGGCAGAGGCUCCUGGUUGACAAACACUCCACAGGGGGCGUGGGAGACAAGGUCAGCCUGCCCCUGGCCCCGGCCCUGGCUGCCUGCGGCUGCAAGGUGCCCAUGAUCAGUGGCCGGGGUCUGGGCCAUACCGGGGGCACGCUGGACAAGCUGGAGUCCGUGCCAGGGUUCAACAUCUCUCAGAGCUCCGAGCAGAUGAGGAGCAUCCUGGAAUGUGUGGGGUGCUGCAUUGUGGGGCAAAGCAAGGAUCUGGUCCCAGCAGACAAGGUGCUCUACGGCCUGCGGGACGUCACGGCCACCAUCGACAGCCUGCCCCUCAUCACAGCUUCCAUUCUGAGCAAGAAGGCAGCAGAGAAGGUCUCGGCCCUGGUGCUGGACGUGAAGUUUGGCAGCGCUGCCCUCUACACCAGCCUGGAGAGCGCCCGGACCCUGGCCCAGAGCCUGGUGUCGGUGGGCAGCCAGCUGGGGAUCUGCACGGUGGCCAUGCUCAGCAAGAUGGAUGGGCCUCUUGGGCAGCGCGUGGGCCACUCCCUGGAGGUGCUGGAGGCCCUGCAGUGCCUGGAGGGCCAGGGGCCGGCGGAUCUGCACCAGCUGGUCACCACGCUAGGGGGCUCUCUGCUAUGGCAGUGCGGGGAGGCUGGCUCGGUGGGGCAGGGCGCUGCCCGCAUCGCAGCCACGCUGGCGGAUGGCUCGGCGCUGGGGAAGUUCCAGGCCAUGCUGCAGGCCCAGGGAGUGGAGGCCGGCGUGGCCCGGGCCCUGUGCACAGGAACGGAGGAGCAGCGCUACCAGGUGCUCGGCAGGGCUCGGGCCCAGGAGGAGCUGCCCGCUGCCCAGGACGGCACAGUGCAGCGGGUCGAGGCCCUGCCCAUCGCCCUGGUGCUGCAUGAGCUGGGCGCCGGCCGCACCCAGAAGGGGCAGCCCAUCAACCACCUUGUGGGGGCCGAGCUGCUGGUGACGGUGGGGCAGCGCGUGGCUAAAGGUUCACCCUGGAUCCGGAUUCACUACGACACCCCGGAGCUCAGCAACGAUCAGAGACAGACCCUGCAGGAGGCGCUGGUCCUGGCAGGCUCGGAGCCCUUCCUGCCCAGCUGCAAGGUCGCAGAGGUUGUCCUGCCACAGGGCAGCCGGACACUGGAGGAGCUGACAGAGGAGCAGGGCUUGGGGAGCAGCCAGGAACUGCUCUGCUCCGCCUGAAGGGAGGGAUCCCCAGCCGCUGCCCCCAUGGACCCUCUGACUCCUGGACAGUGCAACUCGCCACCACCCUUCAGCCCCACGGCCAGCCCCUGCCAGCAUUAACGACUGGGCAAUAAAGCGUCUUGCUCUGCUA